GCCAGAAGGAAAGCAGAGCAAGAGAAUGGAGCCUGAAGAGCAAGGAAAGCAGCCGGAAGAGCGAGGAAGGCAGCCGUUGAUAUUUGUUCACGGUCCAACGAUGCGCAAGGCGCCAGGCAAUGCAACACUUGUUUGGUCUCAGCUCAUGCGCCAGCGACGGUACAAGAGACAAGACCGACUCAGCGCGCAACUGACAAGAAAAAUCAACAGUAAUGUGCAGCAGGAGAGUUGCAGCCAGUUUGCCAGUUUGUCGAUGCGGCAAGAACGUGGCGAUCGUUCCUUCCAAACCUCUAGCUGCAGCACCAGUGGGUCAGCCAACGCGCCAGUCCCUUCCACAGCUGCAACCAAAGCCCUGUCUCUCUGAAGCAGAUCUCAUCAUGGUGAUGUGUCCGCAGUGUCUCGGAAUCCGCAUGGAUGCAGUGCGCGCUAUGCCUCUCAGUCGCACGUACGAAAUCGCGACCAGCCAGCUCGACCCGUUCUUCACGGAUCGUAGUCAAGCAGGUAGUUCUUUUGAUCUGCUUCUGCACCACUGCGUGCAUGUGUUGUGGCCGAUGGCUCGCCCAACUGAAUUCUCUGAGCGCAGCCUGAAGGCGUAUCUGGACCCGGCUAGAAACCCAAUGGUUAUGCAGUCGAUGCUGUACUCGGCUUCGCUGCAUUUUGAUGCUUUGCGAAGGAUACAUGGCGUGACUGGGCGUCUCUUGUCUGGCACGCAUCCACUUCGGCUCAAGGGCUCCAUGAUGAAUCAGGUCCGCAAGAAGCUGUCGACUCUUAAUAGCGCGAAUAUGCACGAGGAUUGGGUUGAUGAUAUUCUAAUGAGUAUUCUCUAUCUUCCUGCAAAUGAGAACAUUGACCAGAUAGGCCGGCCGGAGAAGAGCCCGCUUGCAGCACCAUUCCGGAGCCUCUAA
This is a messenger RNA of Aspergillus calidoustus, 905 nucleotides long. Lineage: Eukaryota; Fungi; Ascomycota; Eurotiomycetes; Eurotiales; Aspergillaceae. The record is from the annotation of a GenBank genome assembly.